This is a messenger RNA of Cannabis sativa, 1735 nucleotides long. Its product is annotated as probable serine/threonine-protein kinase PBL16. Gene Ontology annotation, molecular function: ATP binding; protein kinase activity. Bases 323 to 1483 code for a protein of 386 amino acids. Lineage: Eukaryota; Viridiplantae; Streptophyta; Magnoliopsida; Rosales; Cannabaceae. The record is from RefSeq and is a predicted model, not a curated record. The transcript is spliced from 6 exons. Gene Ontology annotation, biological process: protein phosphorylation.
AGCCAAAUGUCCACUUCAAUCCUCCACCUCCUUCCUUCCCAACUCAUUCAUCAUUACAUUACCAUCAAAGAAUCCAUUUUUAUUUUUCCAUUCUCUCUUUCUUACACUUUCUCAUCUUCUCUUCUUCCACAUCACCAUUUUCUCCCACUACUUUUCUCUCUAUUCCCACUCAAACCCCUUUUCUUAUAAACAAAAAAAAUACAAUCUUUUUUGCUUCAUUUCCAUGGCAAACUCUUUCUCUUAAGUUUUCUCUUAGGAGUCUUUUUUGAAGCUUUCUUUCUUUAUUUACCUUUUUCUUAUUCAUUUUGGUUUAAAAAGAAAAAUGGGGAAUUGUUGUUGUUGCAGAAGAGAACCUUCAGUUAUCAGAGUAUCAUCCAAUGCAAAGUCAGAGUCAUCCAAAGACAAUAGUCCCUCAGUUAUGAGAAAAGAAGUUAGAAAACUACCAUCAAAUCCCGAGGAAGUUGAGAGCUUGCGUCGCGAUUCUGCAGCAAAUCCUUUGAUUGCAUUCACAUUCAAAGAAUUAAAGUUAAUGACUGAUAAUUUUAGACAAGAUUACAUGUUGGGUGGUGGCGGUUUCGGUAGUGUGUAUAAAGGGUUUAUAACUGAGGACUUAAGAGAUGGCCUUACACCUCUUCCGGUAGCUGUAAAGGUUCAUGAUGGAGAUAACAGUCAUCAGGGACAUAGAGAAUGGCUGGCAGAAGUUAUUUUCUUGGGGCAGCUUUCACAUCCGAAUUUGGUUAAACUUGUUGGUUAUUGCUGCGAAGAUGAACACCGAGUACUAAUUUACGAGUACAUGUCUCGUGGAAGUGUGGAGAACAAUUUGUUUUCGAGAGUGUUGCUUCCUUUGCCAUGGUCAAUAAGAAUGAAGAUUGCUUAUGGUGCUGCAAAAGGACUUGCCUUUCUUCAUGAAGCUGAAAAACCUGUCAUUUAUCGCGAUUUCAAGACCUCUAACAUUCUGCUGGACCAGGAUUACAAUGCAAAGCUCUCUGAUUUCGGUCUUGCAAAAGACGGUCCAGAAGGUGACAACUCUCAUGUUUCGACUCGAAUAAUGGGAACUUAUGGUUAUGCUGCACCAGAAUAUAUCAUGACAGGCCAUCUAACACCCCGAAGUGAUGUUUACAGCUACGGAGUUGUUCUUCUUGAGCUUUUAACAGGAAGGAAAUCGUUAGACAAGUUGCGUCCAGCUCGGGAACAAAACUUAACAGAUUGGGCUAUUCCUUUGCUUAAAGAGAAGAAAAAAGUGCUUAACAUCAUAGACCCGAGACUAGAAGAUUACCCGACGAAAGGAGUUCACAAGGCAGCCAUGUUGGCUUACCAUUGCUUGAACAAAAACCCGAAAGCGAGGCCCCUAAUGAGAGAUGUUGUAGACUCAUUGGAGCCUCUACAGAACACUAAUGAAAUUUAUGAUGACAAAGGUACCAUAACUGUCAUAACUGCUCCUCAAGUUUAUGAAGUUAAAGUGAAAGAAGAUACAAAAGUGUAGUAAUUUGUUUAUUACAUGACUAUACUCAUCAUUUUGUUUCUUAAUAAGUUUCUUCUUUCACUUUUGUAAUUUUUGAAGUAGAUAUAAAGGUUUUCUUGUGUGUAUCUUAAGAGAAUUUUUUGGGGGUUUUUUGAGUAAAAAAAAAAAACAGGGCUUUUUGUGAAAAUUACAGGUUGUAAAGAUCAUUAUAAGAGCAUAUGUUUUCCUUUGUAGAUUAUGAUGAAAAGUGUUAUUUUCAAACUAGGCACAUAC